Molecule: messenger RNA, 4998 nt
Organism: Xiphophorus maculatus (southern platyfish)
Lineage: Eukaryota; Metazoa; Chordata; Actinopteri; Cyprinodontiformes; Poeciliidae
Gene: paqr4a
Product: progestin and adipoQ receptor family member 4-like
Exons: 3
Coding region: 882-1808 (308 amino acids)
Cellular component (GO): membrane
Molecular function (GO): signaling receptor activity
Source: RefSeq, a predicted model, not a curated record
UUUUCAUGCUUUCCGGAUUCCUGCUGCAUAGAGACUGAAGGUGCCAUGAAAGAAUCGAGCGGCACUAAACGUGCGAGUGCUUUAUUUUGAAAAGGAACAGCCGGAAGUGUUGCUCACGGUUAGCUAGCUUGACUGUUGGAGGCGAUGCAGCGGAUCUAAGGCCGACAGAAAGGGAGCCGCUUUUUAAGGAAUGCCAUCCGCCGGAAUCAAUGCUGGGAGACAACUGGAUCAGAAAUAAUAUGGGGAAAAUUAAAAUGAUUCACCGAGCUUUGAGAAUGAGGAAAAGGCCGGCUCAGACACCAGCUUCCUCACCCCCUGACACCGGACAUUGGUAGCCGCCUGCCCGGCUUGCUAGCCCGUAGUCCUUCAAAAUCUCCGCUGGAAAAUCACGGAGCUUCUUUGUUUUUUAAAAGCUCAGAGAAAGACAGCCGACCGAGUUAAUUCCCCUCGUUUGACCUAGAGCUCUAACGUGAGUAAAUCUGACCGCUGGAGUCAAGCUAGUAGCAUCCUCUGGAGUCGGAUGGACCUGCGGCUCUCGCAGCAUCACCGCCCGAGAAUCCUUCCAGCCCGCCCUGCCGCACCGGAGCGUUGAGUAAAUCCCCGAGAAGCGGCUUUAAGAUGUCCGGAAACGUCCCGUCCUCUGCGCUUCUAGGCGCCGCGCACACAUUUCAUCAAUGCCGAAUAAUGUAAUGACCGUCCGGAGCGUACACCAUCAUGCGUAUGGCUGGCCGUGUCCGCCUCCAUCCCUGCGGAUGACACUCGCACGGACAGCGGGGGUUCAGAACAAACAGCGCCGAGACGGACGCGCCGUUGCCGGGUAGCGCUUAGAGACUUGACGUGAGCUCUCACACACACACAAAACAAACAAAAAGCAGACGCCAAUGAUAUCUCAUAAGGUUUUGGUCGCAAUAAUCCUGCUGAACGUGUACAUAGGGGUGCAGUCUGUGUUUUAUCUGUUCGGCGGCGUCCUUUUGACGGUUCUGUUCGCCAUGGCUUUUUUAAACGGACCGAGGCUGCUGGACUGGGCCAGCUCCCCGCCACAUCUCCAGUUCAAUAAAUACGUCCUGACUGGAUACCGGCCCAUCUCCUCCGUGCAGGACUGCGUCAGGAGCCUGUUUUACCUCCACAAUGAACUAGGGAACAUUUACACACACGGCAUCCCUUUGGUUUGCUUCCUGGUGCUGCUCCCGCUCAACAUCCCCUGGUCUCAGAUCAGCGUCACCUGGCUGGGCGUGGUGCACUUCCUGGCCUGCCUGUCGCCGCAGCUGGGCUCCGUGGUCUACCACCUGUUCAUGAACCACGAGGGCGGGGAGCCCGUCUACCACACCCUGCUGAAGCUGGACGUCUGUGGAAUCUGCAUGAUCAACACGCUGGGGGCGCUCCCCAUCGUCUACAUCACGCUGUGGUGCUACCCCUUCAUCCGCACCGUGUCGCUGCUCGUCUACAUCCUGCUGUCCACACACGCCAUCUACUGCGCAGUCACGGCCCGCAGCAGCGUGCGCCGGCUGCGCUCCUUCGCCUGGCAGGCCGUGUUCCGCUUCUCCUUCUUCCUGCUGCGCGGCGUGGGCGUGGGCAGCGGCAGCCCCACCUCGCUACGCCACUUCCUCAUGAUGGACGCGUUGGCCGUGCUGGGCGGGGUCAUCAACAUCACACGCAUCCCGGAGCGCUUCCGGCCGGGCCUCUUUGACUACUGGUGCAACAGCCACCAGAUCAUGCACGUACUGGUGGUGGGCUCCAUCCUUUACCUGCACUGGGGCGUCCUGGACGACCUGCUGUGGAUCAACAGCUACAUCUGUCCCUCCGAAUGACCCCAGCCCCCCGUCCUCUGGGACAGGAAGUUAAAGGACCUCUGAGGGGGCUGAGCGUCUCUGCAUGUGUUAAACUCAGAAUGUUUAUAUCUUCAUCCAUCCUAGAGGAGGCAGAGAGAAUAAGUAAGACGCACAGAAAUGUGGACAAAACCACACAAACACUUCAGACACAGAGAAGUAGAAACAUUUAAACAGUAAAAUGAACAACAACACUACUGUGCACAAGUCUUGUUGUCCCUCAUUUAUCUAUAUUUUGGUUCCAAGCAGACAGAUAAGUAUUUUUUCUUCAGAUUUUUGCUGCUUUUUCACAUCACUGUUGAUCUUUAAAGCACGUGUGUCAAAGCCAAGGCCAGGGGGCCAUAUCAGGCCCGUCAGAUCUUUUCAUGUGGCCUAAAUAUUAUUUUUAACAAUUAAAUCACAGCAGUUUUUAUCUGUGUGCUACCAAAUUAUAAAUAUGUCAAAAGAUAUCAAUAUUAUUUAACUUUACAAAGUUUAUAUUGAAUGCAGAGAGAGUUAUUUCUUAAUAUUUUAGUAGUUUGUUGAUGGUCUUCUGGCAUAGCCGGUCCUUUGAGAGAACAUUCCUGAUUCGUUGAAAUGAGUUUGACAUUCGUGCUUUAAAAGAUGAAAAGGAAAAUCUGACUAUUUGGAAUCACAUUUAAAGAAAUGAGGGAUGGUUUAAAACUUUUGCACAGUCAAAAAGUAGGUGAAUCCGAGUGAAGUUGCCAGCCGCCUGACUUCUUCAAACUAAACGGACUCGGUUUCAAACAUUUGUGCAGCAAAAGAUUUUGUUUGUGCCGCUAUUGUUUUAAACUUUAAAGAUAUUAAUAAAUGUUUCUGUAGGUCAUCAAAGGUCAACCAACCUGUCCAGAUUUUAAAAAUCAAGCAGAUUUGGUGUCAAUUAAUUGUGCUAUGUUUGUGCAGCAACAUUUUCUGUUUGUGCCGCUACAAUUUCUAAGAUUAAAAACAAGUUGCUUGUGCAGCUAACGCUUGUUUGAUUUUGUAAAUAUGAACUUGACAUUUGAUGUCCUCUGGAAACAUCAAUAUGUAUAAAAUAAUAGCAGCACAAGCAAAACUUUUUGCAGCACAAACGUAGCACAGUUGGUUGACACUAUAUUUUGUUUGAUUAUUUUGGUGUUAGUCAACUUUGAUAUUUGUGCAGCAACUUUUUUGUGUUUCUAUAAUUUCUCAGAUUUAAACAAAAGUUGUUUGUGCUGCUAAAAUAUUUGUAGUACAGCUGAUUGACACAGAAUUUGUUUGAUUUUGUAAAUAUGGAUUUACUGGUUGACCUUUGACCUCUGGAAACAUUUACUAAUAUCUUUUAAAGGGUAGCAGCACUUUUAUCAGCACAAACUAGCACGGUCAAGCUUAUUUUUGUUUGAUUAUUUUGGUGUCAAUCAACUGUUCUACAUUUGUGCAGCAAAAAUUUCUACAAUUAAGAAAAGUAAAUUUGUUUAUUGCCAAAUUUGCUUGAUUUUGUAGACAUGGACGGGCUGGUUGACCGUUGAUGACCUCUGGAAACAUUAAUAAAUUUAAAAUGAUAGCGCCUCAAACGAAAAUUUUGCUGCACAAACGUUUGACACAACUUUUGUUUAAUUUGAAGAAGAUGUGGGAGCCAGCUGAACUCAGGUAGUCAGAGAUAAUAUCUUAAAUAUCCGACGGUUGCUCUCAGAUGUCACUGUUGCUACCUAUGCAGCACAUCCAUAUCAACCCAUCAGCAUCGCAGCACACAGUCGGACUCCCUCACGUUUGAAUUUUUUUUUUGUGCUAAGCGCUCAUAAUGGGGUCGCCGCAGGAUUCCCUCUCUAAAUAUGGAGUCUCUCUGUUUAUUUUCUGGUUUUCUGCUCGUUUCCGUCCAAACGAAGACAAAACGCGAGUGAGGAGUUCAUUCCUGAUUCACACACAGCAGCAACAUCUGAUUGUUUUGGGCCGUAUCUCGGUGCCAUUUAAAUUCAGGAAUUAUUUAUGAGUUUACAAAUUUGUUUCACAUUUUAUCACAUCCCGACCACAGAUUGCAAUGUGUUUUAGUGGGAUUUUAUGUCAUUAACCAGGAAAAAUGUGUCAUUUUCAAAAUGAUUCAGGAUAAAAAUCUGUGGCACGUUUGUAUUAAUCCCCCUUUGCUCGCUCCCUCCUGAAGAAAAGCAUUAUGCUGCCUCCGCCAUGUUUUAUAAUGAUGAAGGUGUGUUUUGAGGCCAAAAAGGCUCUAUGAUCUAUGAACACAACAACAGAUUGACUCUCUGUAGUUCCUACAUUCCCGUCCUCACUGCUUCUAGAUGAAUAAUGCCCAGUCUUAUUAUUUUAGGUAUUUAUAAAAUUUAUUCACAAAUUUUCUAUGAAAUUUCCUCAGAUUAGUUAAAAAUGGGAACACUCUGUUUACUAAAGGGACAUGAAAGUAAACUUUUGGGGUAUCUGAGUAAAAGGGUUUUUAAAAAAAAUGCACGCCACACCUUUCAGAUUUCUAUAAAAUGCAUAUUUUUCCCUCUACUUCUUAGCUUUGAGUUGGUAUCUCACAUAAAACCCAAAUAAAACACAUUGAAGUUUGUGGUUGUAAAGGGGUGUGAACACUUUUCUGUUUUUAUUUCUGCUUAUUUAUUUAUUAACUUCAUUAGUUAUUUAACUUCAGGUUUUUGGUCUAAAAUGACUUUAGAAACUCUGUUUACUUUUUGAAUUUGGACGUUGACGUGCCAACCAAAAGCGCUUAAAUGAAAAGAUGCCAGUUAAUAAUUUGCCAAAAGUGCAGGAUUUAUUUAUUUAUUACUGUUUUUAUUUGGAUUUUAUUUAUGUGAAAGUAAAUUUAUUUAUUUACUGUUGCUAAUUAUAUAAAAAUUGUCUAUAUACUGCUGUAGGUCCAUGUUUACAUGUAGUUUUAAUGUAAUUUCUGCCACUACAAAGGCACAUAAUUACCACUUUAUACUUUAGUGUAAAUGCACUCCAGCCAUGUUUUAUGUAUGUAUGUAUGCGCUUUCUUUUAGAACUGAAAACGGUAAUUUUAUCCUACUUUAAUGUGUUUAUAAUUUGCAUAUUCUUCCAGCCUGACUGUUGUAAACAGGAAUGAACCUCCUCACUCUCGGCUCUUUUAAAACGUGGUUUAAUACAACGGGGUGUUAGUGCCAGGCUAAGAGAAAAUCAAUAAAAUUACAAGACUACUUUUUUUUUUUACAAGAAUAAAGUCAUACUAUUAUGAGAAUAAGGU